AUGAUUCAUAUGGAACGCUGUGUUGCCGAUUCACUAGAAAAAGGCUGGCCUUCGGAUCCAACUUCAAUCGUCAUUCAGCCAGUAAAAGAACAUGAUUCUGUUUGGAUUCCGGAUGGCGAAGCAGCUCGUUGUAUGACUUGUGGUAGCACACAAUUUAAUUUGUACAAAGAAGAGUGA
Messenger RNA from Haemonchus placei, 177 nucleotides. Lineage: Eukaryota; Metazoa; Nematoda; Chromadorea; Rhabditida; Trichostrongylidae. The record is from the annotation of a GenBank genome assembly.